Messenger RNA from Liolophura sinensis, 1893 nucleotides. RefSeq names its product thyroid peroxidase-like. Gene Ontology annotation, molecular function: peroxidase activity; heme binding. Gene Ontology annotation, biological process: response to oxidative stress. The transcript is spliced from 15 exons. Lineage: Eukaryota; Metazoa; Mollusca; Polyplacophora; Chitonida; Chitonidae. The record is from RefSeq and is a predicted model, not a curated record. Bases 1 to 1893 code for a protein of 630 amino acids.
AUGGGGAAAAUAUUGACAUGGCAGCAGACCGGCCUACUAGUUGUGGCCGUGCUACAGUUUUGUGAGGUGAUUACGAAUGUUGUUGCUACAACGAGAUUGGCAAAAUUUAUAUCGUGCUUAGGCGUGGACACAGCGGUGCCUGACUUUAAAUCCCUGUCACCUGGCAUUCUGGGAGCGGCAAAAGAAACCAGAGGAACCUCGGUGGCGGCGCUCGCCAGAUCCUGUCGUGUCAUGAACUGGGUGAUGGCGAUUGCAAGGCACAGAGGCGUGCGAAGUUCUGCGGCGACCUUUAUCAACUCUCCGGCAGCGCGAAACAGCGGACUAAAGUGUCCAUUUGUCGAACCAGUGUGUGACCCGAACGCCAUCUACCGGACUGUGGACGGAACUUGCAACAAUCUGGCUCACCCACUCUGGGGCUCCGCCUACAUUCCCCUGGCCCGAGAUUUACCGGCAUUCUAUGGCAGAGGAAUUGUACAUGGCCUGCCUAGGCACGAUCUACCGCGUCAGACUGGGCGUAACAAUGUCCCGUUACCCAACGCUCGUCUGGUCAGCAACAUCGUUCACGCGUCCAGUUCGUCUAUCAGGGAAACCUCGGUGACCAUGAUGUACACAAACUUUGGUCAAGCUCUGUCCCACGACUUGACCGACACACCGAUGGAAGCAGGAACUGAUGGAGCCAAACUUAAUUGUUGCCACGAGAAACUUCCCACACAACGUUGUGCUACAAUCAAAAUCCCGUCCAGUGAUUUCUUCAGUCAAUAUGGGCGAAAGUGUAUGAACUUUUUCCGAUCCACGGAGGUGACCGACAUCAACUGCCGAUCUGACAGUAAUGUCCCUAUGGGUCGGCGGGAGCAGCUGAACAUCGCUACGUCCUUCAUUGAUGGCACACAGGUCUAUGGCAGAGAUAAGGUCGAGUUGGGGGCGAUCAGAGGGGAGGAAGGGCUUUUGAAGACGUCAUUUGGCAAUCAGUGUCCCUUCCAGAAACAUCCGAACCAAAAGGCCUUUGAGAUGGGCGUGAACAUGCUUAAAUCGGGUGACGAGAAGAUGUCUGAAUCCCCUGGUCUCGUGGCCUCGAUCAUGGUGUGGUAUCGGGAACACAAUCGAAUCGCCAAAAAGCUAGCCCAGUUACCUAACUUUGCCUUCCUCCCUGAUAACGUUCGAAGCAACAAGAUAUUUGAGGAAGCCAGGAAAAUUGUGAUCGCUCUUAUUCAGCAGACUGUUUACAGAGAAUACCUCCCUGUAACUGUAGGACCAGCAGCUAUGACAAAAUACAACCUGUGGCCUUUGGCCAACGGGUACUACACUGGCUACAAUGCGAGUGUUAACCCGACGUUAGUGAACUCCUUUGCCACAGCAUCCAUGCGAUUCGGACACAAGAGUAACGGUUUAGACCUGUCGUCUCUGAAUAUUCAGCGAGGUAGAGACCACGGUCUACCGUCGUACGGUGACUUCAGGCGAUCAGUGUCUCUGAGCGUGCCGCAAGAGUGGUCCACUCAUCGGGAAUACGGCUUAAAGGAUAUGACCCCAGACACUGUGAAUAGGUUCAGCAAUGUUUACGGAAGCCCCGCAGAUAUUGAUCUGUGGAGUGGGGGAGUUUCAGAAAUCCCUGUGACUGGGGGAACAGUAGGACCGCUCUUUGCAGAACUCCUAUCUAAACAGUUCUCAAGACUACGAGAUGGAGACAGGUUCUGGUAUGAAAACAAAUUCACUGGAUUUCGCCAAGACCGCUUGGCCGAGAUCAGGAAAGUUUCAUUUGCGAAGGUAAUUUGCAAUAACAUGCCCGACAUUGAGACUAUACAACCGAAAGCCUUCAUCAUCCCCAGUAGUGGAGGGUCAAACGAUCGAGUACCCUGCUCAUCCUUACCAGAUAUGAACCUUGACCUUUGGCGAUGA